Molecule: messenger RNA, 1260 nt
Organism: Euleptes europaea (tarantolino)
Lineage: Eukaryota; Metazoa; Chordata; Lepidosauria; Squamata; Sphaerodactylidae
Gene: KCTD9
Product: potassium channel tetramerization domain containing 9
Exons: 12
Coding region: 61-1230 (389 amino acids)
Biological process (GO): intracellular signal transduction; protein homooligomerization
Molecular function (GO): protein binding
Source: RefSeq, a predicted model, not a curated record
GUGUUUGUAGCCAGGCUGGCAAGAAGUCUCAAGAGCGUCAAUAACUUUGAGGAGGGAGGCAUGAGGAGAGUCACCCUCUUUGUUAAUGGCAGCCCCAGGAAUGGGAAGGUUGUUGCUGUUUAUGGAACACUAUCCGAUUUGCUCUCUGUGGCUAGCAGUAAGCUUGGAAUAAAAGCAACCAGUGUGUACAAUGGGAAAGGGGGCCUUAUUGAUGACAUUGCUUUGAUCAGGGAUGAUGAUGUUCUGUUUGUAUGUGAAGGGGAACCAUUUAUUGAUCCCCAGACAGAUGUAAACCCUUCUGAAGCAUUAACUGGAUCUCAUUCAGACUGGCUAACACUUAAUGUUGGAGGACGCUGCUUCACAACGACUCGGAGCACUUUAGUGAGCAAAGAACCUGAUAGUAUGCUGGCUCGCAUGUUUAAAGACAAAGAUGCCUGGGGGAAUAAAAGAGAUCACAGAGGGGCCUUCCUAAUUGACCGUAGCCCUGAAUACUUCGAGCCAAUUUUGAACUAUUUGCGUCAUGGACAGCUCAUUGUGAAUGAUGGCAUCAAUUUGCUGGGAGUCCUGGAGGAAGCCCGAUUCUUUGGGAUUGACUCGCUAAUUGAACAUCUAGAAGUGGCUAUUAAGAAUUCACAGCCAGCAGAAGAUCAUUCUCCAAUCUCCCGGAAGGAAUUUGUCAGAUUCCUGCUUGCGACCUCGACCAAAUCUGAGCUUCGCUGUCAAGGCUUAAAUUUCAGCGGAGCAGAUCUUUCUCGUUUAGAUCUCAGAUACAUAAACUUCAAGAUGGCCAACCUGAGCCGGUGCAACCUAGCACACGCUAACCUGUGCUGUGCUAAUCUUGAACGAGCAGACUUGUCUGGAUCUGUUCUAGAUUGUGCCAACCUCCAAGGAGUUAAGAUGCUUUGUUCUAAUGCAGAGGGAGCAUCGUUGAAAGGAUGCAAUUUUGAAGACCCCUCUGGCCUUAAAGCUAACCUAGAAGGUGCUAACUUGAAAGGCGUUGAUAUGGAAGGCAGCCAGAUGACUGGGAUUAACUUGCGCGUUGCAACUUUGAAAAACGCGAAGUUGAAAAACUGCAACCUCAGAGGAGCAACUCUGGCUGGGACAGACUUAGAGAACUGUGACCUGUCGGGCUGUGAUCUACAGGAAGCCAACCUGCGAGGCUCCAACGUGAAAGGGGCCAUCUUCGAAGAGAUGCUGACACCUUUGCAUAUGUCUCAGAGCGUCAGAUAAGCUACCAAGCGGUUUGGGAACAUUGCUGCA